This is a messenger RNA of Acanthamoeba castellanii str. Neff, 5976 nucleotides long. RefSeq names its product amino acid adenylation subfamily protein. Gene Ontology annotation, cellular component: cytoplasm. The transcript has 18 exons. The coding region runs from base 1 to 5976 and encodes 1991 amino acids. The record is from RefSeq and is a predicted model, not a curated record. NCBI's taxonomy places the organism in Eukaryota, Discosea, Longamoebia, Acanthamoebidae. Gene Ontology annotation, biological process: amino acid activation for nonribosomal peptide biosynthetic process; secondary metabolite biosynthetic process. Gene Ontology annotation, molecular function: phosphopantetheine binding; catalytic activity.
AUGGAGCGAUUCUUCAACGGAUUCGGCUCCUCCUCUCAGAAGCAGGCCACCAUCAAGGAGGCCACAACACCAAGGAAGGAGGAUGUGGCCAAAAUCAACGUCGAAGACGAUGAGGAUUUUACACGCAAGGGGAAGGACGUACUGCAGGCCUUCAUCGAUGUGGCCACGGAGGAGACCACCACGCGCCGCGGGUGGAAGCGAACCAAGGAGCACAAGGGCAUCGUCGUCUUCGAGAAGAGGCGGCCCGAUUCGGCCAUCAAUCUCUUGCGGUUCGAGACGCGGGUCCAGAUUGAUGCUGAAACGCUUGUCUCCUUCCUCAACGACGCCGAAUUCCUGCAGCGCGUCGCGCCAGCCGUCUUCACCGCCAAGACCAUCUUGCGCCAAUUCGACGACAACCACUCGAUCCUGCACUUCACCUUCCCAACUGUCGGACCCAUCGCCAACCGCGACCUGACCACCUUCGAAACCGACUACGUGGUGUGCACAGGGUUCGACUUCGUGACGGCGGCCCGCAGCAUUGAGGUGCCAUCCAGCCCGCCGGCUCCUGGCGUCGAACAUGAUGUGCUGAUGCAUCUGGCGGGCCACUUCUAUUCACAGGUGACGGGCUAUGGUGUCGUUCGCGAUGCAGAGACCAGUUGCAAGCUCGUGCACAUCGUGCACGUAAACCCCAAGGGUGCGCUCAUCCCGAUGCUGGUCAACAUGUUCCAGGUGAAGCCUCCGCUGGAGGCCGUGGUGGCCAUCUGCGCCUACUGCGCCGACUUUGCGCGCAAACGCACCGCCGCCGCCGCCCGACUGACCCAGCCCGACAAGGCCAAGGAAGCCGACUCAGACGCCGAGUCGGCUCUCAGCUUCGAAGACCCUGCACAACCCGCCAACAACGACGAAGGCGAUUCGUAUAGCCAUCUGCUCGAGCGACUCAUGGACAACCCGAGCGUACUCGACCAGCUCAUGAACCUCACACCCAUCAAGCGCCUCAUCAAGGACAGCGCGCUACUCAAAUCACUCAUGAACGGCGACAAAGGCGGCAAGUUGACGGAAAUGUUCGAAGACAAGGCGCAGCUCGAGGACCUGUGCGACAUGAUCAUCUCGGGCGAGAUAUCGAUGCAGGAGCUGACGGGCCUGCUCAACGAGAUGUUCGGCUACGAGAGCACCGACAAGACCGACCGGGCGAGCGAGGAGAAGGACCGCCUGAAGGUGAUCGAGGCCUCACUCCUGGGUGCAGGCCAGGACACCCUGCAGUUCCAGGUGCUGGACGAGCACGAGCUGAUCACACCGCUCGGCGCCGAGGGCCAAGGCGCCGACGCCGACGAGGUGUCGCUUCACGGCCGCUGGACCGCCUGCCCGCUCACCAUUCAGCAGCACAACGUCUUCCAGCGCAUCGCCGACACGGCCACGGCUAACAACUCGCAGCACGUACAGCAGUGGUGCUGCGACAUCAGGUGCGACGCGCACCAACAACAGCUGUCGGCCGCCGAUGUGCGCAGAAUGUGGCAGACGCUGCUCAAGUGCCACCCGGCCCUGCGCACGCUCCUGCUGCGAGUCAAGCCCGGCAUGCGCCGACGAGGUGGCAGCGGCUCCAACUCGUCGCCUUCUCUUUCAUCGCGCUCGCCAUCGUCGUCUUCGCUCGCAACGUCAUCUUCGAUCUUUCAAGUGCUGCCGGGCAGCAGUCUGCCCUUCGUCUUCCGCGAGGUCGACUGGUCGGCCAAGUCGCCCGAGGAGCAGGAGCGCGAGUGGGCCGACCUGGUCCGGGCCGACGCCCGGAGCGGCUUCGACCUGCGCAAGCUGGAGCACCUCGUGCGCGUGACGCUCGCUAUGACCGCCGUCGGCGAGAUGAAGCUGUUGUGGACCUUCCACGCGGCCCUGCUCGACCACCGCUCGUCGGCCGUCGUGCUGGCCCACUUCAUGCGGCUCGUCCGCACCACCCACUCCCAGGGCCAAGGCCAGGGCCACGUCGGCCUCGACUCACCGCUGGUGCUGGUCAACGCCGAGCCUGAGCCCGCCCAGCCGCCGGCCAAGGACCCGGCCAAGCGCGAGGAGGAGGAGAAGCGAUUCUGGCGCGAGACGCUGCGAGAGAUCCGGGCGCCGACGCCGCUCUUCAAGGCGAGCCCGACGACCGCAGGCGGGAGGGAAGCGCAGAGCGAACGCCACCAGGCGGUCCAGGUCCGUUUGGAGGCCGCCGCGGCGGCCGGCCUGCAGAAGCUGGCGCAGAGCCACCAGGUCUCGCUCGAGACCGUGCUGCUCGCUGCGUGGGCCUGUCUGCUGCAGCGAUGCAGCGGCGGCGAGAAGCGGGUCCUGUUCGGCUCCCUGCUGGCCCAGCCCACACAACACACACCCCGCGCCGGCGCCGACGCGUCGAGCGGUGAUGCGCCGCUGCUGGGGUGCGUCCACGCGGCUGUGCCGACGGUGGUGGACUUCAAAGAGGACAAGUACGCGGGCGACGACGGGGCGGGGCUCGGCGAAAACGGCGUGGGCGUGCGGCUUGACGCCUUUCUGCGACGACUGGACGCCACGGUGCGCGCGACCAGGGAGCGCGGACAGCAGGCUGGCGGCGCCGGCGCCACGCUGAGCAUCAGCGCCAUCCAGCAGCAGAGCGAGGUGGCCGCCGAGUACAGCCUCUUCGAGAGCCUCUUCGUGUGGGACGACUACACCCGCGGCCUGCUCGACGCCGCCACCGACGGUGCGGUGGCCGUGGCCGUCAGCUGCGACCACACGACCAAUUGGCAGUACCCGCUGGUCCUGGUGGUCAGACAUGGUGCCACGUCAUCAUCGCCGGCGCCGUACGACCUGACGCUGAGCUACGACGCCGGCCUGUGGCAGCCCAAGGACGCGCAGCGGCUGAGCGUCUAUCUGUCGACACUGCUCGCCGGUCUGUCGACAGCUGCGCCGGCCCAGACCGUGCACUCGUUGCCGCUGUUGCCCGAGGACGAGGUGCGGCAGCUGGUAGUGGCGCACAACGACAACGCGCGGCCCUACCCCACCGACGUGCGCAUCGAGCGGCUCUUUGAGGCGCAGGCCGCGCGCACGCCCGACCAGGUGGCCAUCACCUUCGACGAGCUCGGCCAGGCGCUCACCUACCGCGAGCUCGACCGACGAGCCAAUCAGGUCGCCCACCACCUGCUGUCACUGAACCUGGGCAAGGGCUCCCUGCUCGCCAUCUACAUGACUCGAUGCGUGGAUGUGGUGGUCGCCAUAUUCGGUGUCAUCAAAGCCGGUGCGGCCUACCUGCCGCUCGACCCCGAAACGCCGAAGGAGCGCGUGUGGCAAAUCGCCAAGGAUGCCAACGUGGCCAGCAUUGUCACGCAGCGAGCCAAGGCCGAUGUCCUCUUUGCCGGCCACGACGGGGAGUGUGCUGCGUUGUGCUUGGACGACCCCUCCGUGGUGAGCGCCAUCCAAAGCUCGCCGGACUCUGCGAUGCCGGCUGACGUCACCGCCGCGCUGGACGCCAACCAGCUCAUCUACGUCAUCUACACAAGCGGCUCGACCGGCAAGCCCAAGGGCGUGCGUAUCUGCCACAGGGGGCUGGUCAACCAGUUCCAGUACAUCCGAUCCCAGCCGGGCAUGCGCGAAGGCGACGUCAUCCUGGGCGUGAGUACGCUGUCGUUCGAUAUUGCGCAGUUGGAGCUCGUGCUGCCUCUCACCUGCGGCGCCAAGAUCGUGAUGGUGUCCUCGGCCAUCCAGCGGGACGGCUUCCGCCUGAAGACGCUGCUCGAAGAGAGGCUGGCUGCGCGCGAUCCCAUCACCAUCAUGCAGGCCACCCCGGCUUCGUGGCGCAUGCUGUGGUACGUGGCCACCCGCCCGCCCGCCUCGCGGUGUUCGUUGAUCGUCGACUACUGGCCGACUCACUUGACGGCCCAUAGUGCGGCGGGCUGGCAGGGCGAUGCGGAGCACCUGCGGAUCUGGUGCGGCGGCGAGGCCAUGACGUGCGACCUCGCGCGGCAGCUCCUGCCGCGUUGCUCCGCCCUGUGGAACAUGUACGGCCCCACGGAGACCACCGUGUGGGCCUCCGCCCUCCGCGUCACUCUCGAACACACCCAGGGCUCCUCCAUCCCCGUAGGCGGUAAGGAGCACAACAGCCAGUUCUUCCUCUUGGACGCCUACCGACAACUGGUGCCUGCGGGUGUGCUGGGCGAAUUGUACAUAGCCGGCGAUGGGGUGGGUUCGUACGUCGACCCCGAGAUGACGGAACGGUCAUUUGUAGAUAAUCCAUUCAAGCUCAAAUAUUUGCCGCACUCGAGCGACAAGAUGUUCCGAGUCGGCGACGUGCUGCGCUACAAGGACGGCGACGACAACACGCUCGAAUUUUUGGGGCGGGUCGACCACCAGGUCAAGAUCCGGGGCUAUAGGAUCGAGCUCGAGGAGAUCAUGAACUGCGUCUACCAGCACCGCAGCGUCAAGGAGUGCCUCGUGGUGGCCAGGGAGCCGGACUACGCCGGCGGCGAGAAGUACCUGGUGGCCUACAUCAUCAUGGAGAGCAGCGUCAUCGGCGAUGACGUCAGCAGCGCCGGUGGUGGUGACGUCAGCAGCAACCACCACGAGGCCAAGGCGCGGAUGGUGCAGGAGCUGCGGCUGCUGCUCGAGGAGCGCCUGCCGGCCUACAUGGUGCCCUCGCACUUCAUGGUCCUCGACAAGUGGCCCCUCUCGCCCAACGGCAAGGUCGACCGCACCGCCCUCCCCUCCCCCACGCGCGGCGGGCAACACGAGGUGGGGUUCAACUAUGCGGCGCCCAACACGGCGGCCGAGCGCACGCUGGUGGAGGUGUUCGAGUCGAUUCUCCACGUGUCGCCGGUCGGGGUGGACGACGACUUCUUCGCCCUGGGCGGCAACUCGCUCCUGGGCGUGUCCCUCAUCGGCGCGCUCGAGGGCAAGUUCGGCGUACGGUUCCCGUUCUCGGUCAUCUUCUCGGCCUCGACGGUGCGCCACCUCGCCGUGUGCAUCGGCGAGGCCCACGCCACGUCAGCAGCCACCUUACUCUCGUGCGGCGGCGGCCGAUCGGCCAAGACCACCGAGGAGGAUGAGCGCCGCGGCCGCGACAGCUACGACGACCUCAGCGUCAUCGUCAAGGGGUCCAACGCCGGUGUCGGUACCCAGCAGGACCAGCAGCCCGGGCUCGCGCCACCGGCGGCGGCGGUGAGCAGCGCGGCGCCGACGGCGGUGCUGGCGGAGAAGAUGAGCGCGGCCAAGCGGCUGAUCUCGUCGUUCGCGUCGCCGCUGGUGCCCCUCCAGACCCGCGGCCCCGGCCUGCCCCUGUUCGUCAUCCACCCGGCCUUCAAGUCAUCCGUCUGCUACGGCGCCCUGGCCUACCACCUCGGCGCGGACCAACCGGUGUACGGACUGGAGCCGAGGAUCGAGUACCGGUCGAUCGAGGCCAUGGCCGCCGACUACGUGGCCGCCAUCCGCCCGGUCCAGAAGAGCGGACUCUACAACGCGUCGGGCGACGAGGUCAACCUGCUGCUGCUCGACGGCCGCGCGCCGGUCUACGACCCGACCUACCUGCGCUACGACGCCGACGCCCUCGCGUUCUGCGUGCUGUGCCGCGGGGCCAAGCAGUACCUCGGCUUCGGCGUCGACGUGUCCUACACCGAGACCGCGCCGCUCUCGCCCGACGAGCGGCUGCUCAACGUCAUGGGCAAGGUCAUCGACAAGAACGGGCUCGACCUCGUCCCGCCCUCCGUCGCCAUCAACUUCUUCUUCCGCUUCCAGCGCGACAUCCGCGACAGCGAGGUCCUGUCGCGCAACUACGGCCGGCCGGCCGCGCCCCUGCGCGGGCGCGUCACCCUCUUCCGCACCACCGGCGACAACGACAUCCAGGGCGUCGACGACCCGCUCCUCCACUCUCGGACGCUGGGGUGGGACCAAUUUUGUGAGGAGGUGGCGGUGGUGGACGUGGGCGGCGACCACGAGUCGAUGGUGUUCCAGCCGACGGUACUCGAGGUGGCCCGCAAGCUGCGCCCGUGCCUGGCCGGCAAGAGCCCGUGA